AUGCAGUUCUCCAAGAUCGCCAUGGCCAGCCUCCUGGGCCUCGCCCUCGGCAGCCCAGUCGACAAGCGAACGCCAGCACAGGUGGAAGCGGACAUCGCCGACAUCAGCUCGGACCUGACCUCCUUCAACACGGCCAUCAACGCCUUCACUGGCUCCCUGAUCCAGGCCCUCUCCCUGCUGACCAGCUACAACAACCUCGCCUCCGCCAUCACCACGGCCACCUCCCAGGUCACCUCCACCGGGGCCCUGGCUGCCGCCGACUCGGCUACCAUCUACGCCGACGUUCAGAGCCUGACUGCUCAGAUCACCGACACGCUCGGUGAUGCUACUGCCAAGCAAUCGGUUGUCGCUUCUUCUGGCUACACGAGCUCCGUCUGCGACGCCCUGUCAACGCUCUCUGCUGACUCCGAUGCGUUCUUCACCGCCCUCGAAGGCACCAUCAACUCCGCCUACACCAGCCAGGUCGAUGCUCUUCAGGCUACCGUGGCUUCGGGGUUCGCUAGCACGAUCUCAACCUACGGAUGUUAA
Molecule: messenger RNA, 528 nt
Organism: Diaporthe batatas
Lineage: Eukaryota; Fungi; Ascomycota; Sordariomycetes; Diaporthales; Diaporthaceae
Exons: 4
Coding region: 1-528 (175 amino acids)
Cellular component (GO): extracellular region
Source: RefSeq, a predicted model, not a curated record